CGCCCCCAGGCCGCCGCAGCGCCCGCCGUCGGAGACCCUUUCGUCCCUAUCCUGAAACUCCCCUCCUCGCUCUCGCCCGCCCCCCUCUUUUGCGAUGUGCGGCGCGGCAUGCACGACAGCGACGUGGUGCCGCGCGUGCGCCCAUCCGGUUCCCGAGCGGAGCCCCGCGUGGCGUGGAUUCCUGUUCGCGUCAGAGUAACGGCAGCGCGCGGCUGAAAUUUUAGUGGUCUGCUCCAGCCAUGAGUAGCAGAAGAUAUGACAUCAAUGCGUGGAGAUGUGGGACUCGCUCAACGCCAAGUGAAUCGAUGUAUCUAGAUGCUCAACAAGUUGUCCACUACCAAGCUACGGACCGCGAUGUUAGCCCCUGCGCUGUUAAGCAUCACUUCCCAUCUCCAAUCGUAUCUUGGAUAGAAGAUCUUUCGAGCUUUGGCAGUGUUUCUUUUAGCACCGAUUCUGAAUAUGUGGAUGAGCAAGCCAGGGCUUCAGUGGGACAGUCUUCAACAUCAAGCAAUUUGCAUGACAUGCAAAUAUCAGUGAGGUUGACAGAAGAAUUCAUGGAGCUUGCAAAGGAGAACACAAGCAAUAAUCUAGAGACUUGUGGAAUUCUCGGUGCUUCAUUUAGGGAUGGAACUUACUUUGUGACGAUGUUGAUUAUACCAAAGCAAGAAGGAACUGCUCACUCAUGUCAGGCUGUUAAUGAGGAGGAGAUACAUGCCGUAUUAUCAGAGCAGUCACUUUACCCUGCAGGAUGGAUUCAUACUCAUCCUUCGCAAACAUGCUUCCUGUCAUCGAUUGAUUUGCAUACUCAAUACUCUUACCAGGUUAUGUUACCAGAGGCUGUUGCAAUUGUGGUUGCACCCACCGAUCCUACCAGGAGUUACGGAAUAUUUAGGCUGACUGAUCCUGGAGGGAUGGAUGUGCUUAGGGGGUGCGAUGAGAGUGGGUUCCACACUCACCGAGAGACAACCGACGGCAGUCCAAUCUAUGAAACUUGUUCGAAAGUGCACUUCAAUCCCAAUUUGCGGUUCGAGAUUGUCGACCUGCGUUCUGGUGCAUGACCAAUGAAAGCAAAGCUAUAGCAGCUUGUUCUUCCUUAUGCGCCCUCUUGGCAGAAGUAUAUACCAUAGAGCUUACACGUGAUUCCUCUUAGGUAGAUAAACAAGCUGUUGAUGAGCUGGAACCGAGAAGCCCAUAUUACUGAUCUGUGAUAGAGUGAUACGUCACCAAGCCUUUGGCAUUUUGCUGGUAUUGGUGAGCAUAACUGAAGAACUAGCACUGGUUAUCCUGAAUCUGGCUGUUCCAUCAGCCUUUAAGCUUGCAUCUGUAAGUAUAUAACUUGGGAACACACACACACCAUGAUUAUCUUGGGAUGGACUCAUGUGUGAUUGGAACAUAACGCUUCACAGCAGCACUGCCAAAUCAUCAGAUACAAAACCUACUGGGAGCUUCAGACAAUGCAUGUAUUAACAUCAGAACUUUCUGAAAACAGGGGUGAAAGUGGUAUGUAUUGGUGUUUUUAGAGUCUGUAUAAUGGUAAGUUUGGUUUCUGAAAUGGGAUGUGUGUCCAAAGAAAACAGAGUUGCUAUUCAAGCCACAUCCGUAUAAAGUUCCCUUGUUGCAUCA
Messenger RNA from Panicum virgatum (switchgrass), 1623 nucleotides. RefSeq names its product AMSH-like ubiquitin thioesterase 2. Bases 240 to 1058 code for a protein of 272 amino acids. The transcript has 9 exons. Gene Ontology annotation, biological process: protein K63-linked deubiquitination. NCBI's taxonomy places the organism in Eukaryota, Viridiplantae, Streptophyta, Magnoliopsida, Poales, Poaceae. Gene Ontology annotation, cellular component: endosome; membrane. Gene Ontology annotation, molecular function: K63-linked deubiquitinase activity; protein binding; metal-dependent deubiquitinase activity. The record is from RefSeq and is a predicted model, not a curated record.